Messenger RNA from Danio rerio (zebrafish), 2519 nucleotides. It is a transcript of the gene ess2, whose product is annotated as ess-2 spliceosome associated protein. The record is from RefSeq and is marked validated. Lineage: Eukaryota; Metazoa; Chordata; Actinopteri; Cypriniformes; Danionidae. Gene Ontology annotation, cellular component: nucleus.
CGCCGCUAUAUUAUAAGAAGAAGACGAAGAAGAGGCUUUUCCUGCAUGCGAUGUGACGACGUUUUGUUGAUAUUACAUUGAUUUUCGUUCUCCUUUAUAUCGAUAAGAUCAAUUUAACAAUCACCAUUUACCGCAAAAUAUCGUAAAUAUACUACAUAUGUUGUCAUGUAGAUAGAAAGUAAAAGAGAGAGCGUACUUAGCGCAUAGCUAACGUAAACAACUUGCGCAAUAGGAGUUUAAGUCGCUUUAAAAUAACAGUUUCGUUCAUUAAAGGAGAAACAUGGCCGAGUCUAGAGAGAAAGCUGUGUGUUUGAGGUCUGAUGUUACUACAGUCGCUGUCAGGAAUCCUGUGGAGGAGAGCAAAAAACCCAAGAGGAAGAUUCUCGAUGAAGAACAGUAUAUAGAGAGUUUGGAGAAGAUCAUCCAGAGGGACUUUUUUCCUGAUGUCUCCAAACUUCAAGCGCAGAAGGAUUAUCUGGAGGCGGAGGAGAACGGAGAUCUGGAGCGGAUGAGGGAGAUCGCCAUCAAAUACGGCUCUGCCAUGGCCAAAUACACACCACGCACUUAUGUGCCCCAUGUGACACCUUCAACAUUUGAGACUCCUGAUGGCCGAAGUGCAUCUCCUUCAUCUUCACAGAGUAAAAGCAGAGCAGCCAGAGAAGAUGGAAAAGAUGGUGAAAAGGCAUCAGAGAAGGAUCUUCCGUCCUUGGAUAGAUUUCUUUCUAAAAACACGAGUGAGGAUAACGCCUCCUUUGAGCAGAUAAUGGAGCUUGCGGAGGACAAGGACAAACUGCGGCACGCGUGGCUUUAUGAGGCUGAAAAUGAAUACAAAGAGAGACACGAGCAGAACCUGGCUCUGCCAUCCUCGGAGAAACAGGCUCUGGAGUGCACCAAAGCAGGACUGGAAACAUGGCAGUACAAGGCCAAAAAUUCACUGAUGUAUUAUCCUGAAGGUGAGAAGGACGACACACUCUUCAAAAAGCCACGGGAGGUUUUGUACAAGAACACACGGUUUGAGGACGACCCUUUCUGUAAAGCCCUGAACAAAUCCCAGAUCCAGCAAGCUGCUGCGCUCAAUGCACAGUUUAAACAAGGUAAAGUCGGUCCAGACGGGAAAGAGCUUCUUCCUCAUGAAUCCCCCAAAGUGAAUGGUUACGGAUAUGAGGGCGCACCGUCACCCGCUCCUGGUGUUGCAGAGUCUCCUUUAAUGACGUGGGGUGAGAUUGAAAGCACCCCGUUUCGUCUGGAGGGCUCAGAUACUCCUCUUGUGGAGAGAAGCCACGGUCCAUCAUUCAAGAUUCCAGAGCCGGGCAGAAGAGAGCGUUUGGGGCUGAAAAUGGCCAAUGAGGCUGCAGCCAAAAACCGAGCGAAGAAACAGGAGGCGCUGCGUAAAGUCACUGAAAACCUCGCCAGCCUCACACCGAAAGGAUUGAGCCCCGCAGCCCUGUCUCCUGCUCUCCAGCGUCUGGUAAACAGAUCGUCCAGCAAAUACACAGAUAAAGCGCUGCGGGCGAGCUACACGCCGUCUCCUGCGCACAGAAGCCUCGGCGCCAAAACUCCAUCUGGAGGCCUGACGACUCUCACACCCACACCCACAAAAACACGCACACCGGCCAGCCAAGACCCGGCCUCCAUCACAGACAACCUGCUGCAGCUGCCCAAGCGGAGGAAAGCCCAGGAUUACUUCUGAAAACACACUGGAACGUGGCCUGUGCACUGUAUUUAUUAUCAUUUUUUUAAUUACGUUUAUUUUAAAAAAUGUGAAAACGAUUGAAUAAUGAUCGUUUCAGACAGGAGUUUUGUCAGUAACACUUUACAAUAAGGUUGUAUUAGUUACUGCAUUUUCUAACAUGAACAGCAAGACAAUUAUUACAGUAUUUGUAUUCAGUUGUUAGUUCAUGUUAACCUACAAUAACUAAUGUUAACAUUAAUGCGUUGGUAAAUGCCGAGCGAUGAUUAAUAAAUGCUGUACAAGUAUCGUUCGUAAUUAGUUCAUGUUAGUAAAUACAAAACUAAUGAAACCUUACUGUAAAGUGUGACGAUUUUAAAACCUGCAGGUUUUUGGGGUCAGACUUUACAAUAAGGUUUCAUUAGUUAAUGUAUUUACUAACAUGAAAAAUACAGCAUUUAUUAAUCAUAGUUCAACAUUUACUAAUGCAUAAUUUAAAUGCUUGUUAACGUUAGUCACUGUAAAUUAACAUGAACAACUUGACUUAGCAUGAUUAAAUAAUGUAAUAAAUGCAUUGUUCAUUACGUGUUGAUGUUAGUAAACACAUUAACGACUACAACCUUUUUUAAAGUGUUUUCUUUACUUUAUUUUGUUUUAUAUGUUUGUUUUAGCUAGCAUACACACGUUUGAUAGUUUCAUUUGUCAUCCACAUCGAGUGAUUCAAUAGGGUGAAUCAUUUGAUUCACUUGAACUUUGAUUCUUGAUUCAUGUUGAACAAGGAUGAUUCAGUGCUCCUGAAUAUUGAUCUUGUAAGGUCUCAGGGGCACAAUUAAAAGAAAAUGUACACGCA